AUGUUCAUCGAAUUAUUUAUAUUAUUGAUAGUUUUAAUAAGUGUAUAUGAAAUAUUAUUUUAUAUACAAAAUCGUCCAUUCUUUUUGUUAGCAAAACAAUUAAAUGGUCCAAUAUCAUUGCCAAUAUUGGGUAACGCACAUUUAUUUCGUGGAACGACACAAGAUAUCCUUACCAUGAUCAAAUAUUUAAUGCACAAAUAUCAAAGCCCAAUGAAAUUAUGGUUUGCAUACCGAUAUUAUACAGUUGUUUUUGAACCACAACAUGUUGAAAUUGUUCUAAAUAAAGCUUUGGAAAAGGAUAAAACGUAUGAAUUAACGAUUCCAUGGACUGGUACAGGCUUAUUUGCAGCACCAGUAUCCAAAUGGAGAGUACAUCGAAAAAUUAUCCAACCAACAUUCAACAUGAAAAUGAUUGAAAGUUUUAUGGAUGUAUUUGUAAUACAAAGUGAAAUUUUGGUAAAAAUCUUGGAAAAACAAUUGACUAAGAAUUCGUUCGAUGUGUUCAAGUAUAUGAGUCCAUGUACUUUGGAUAUUAUUUGUGAAACGGCCAUGGGUUAUAAAAUUUCAGCACAAUUGGGUGGGAAUACAGAAUAUGUUCAUCGUGCCAUGAGGCAAUUGAAAAUAGAAUUUGAGCGGAUAACUAAAGUAUGGCUUCAAAAAGAUUUCAUAUUUAAUUUGACGGCCGUAGGGCGUGAACAGAAGGAAAAUGUGAAAUUUUUACAUAGUAUUACUGAUAACGUUAUCAAAAAGAAAAUGGGUGAAUAUAUGCAACGUCGGCAGAAAACUUACCAGGAAGAAAAUCAUGAAGAUAACGAUGACGGAUUAUUUUCGAGACGAAAAGCAUUUUUAGAUUACUUAAUCGAAUUAGGAGAUUCUGGAUUCAAGUUUUCUGAAACAAAUCUACGAGAAGAAGUUGAUACAAUGAUGAUUGCGGGAAACGAUACGACUGCAUCUGUGAAUAGUUUCGUUUUAAUGGUUUUAGGAAUGUAUCAAGAUAUUCAAGAAAAAGUUUAUGAAGAAAUCUAUGAUAUCUUCGGUGAAUCCGAUCGGCCAUGCACAAAUGAAGAUGUAAAACGAAUGACUUAUUUAGAAAUGGUGAUAAAGGAAACAAUGCGUAUCUUCCCACCGGGUGCUGUAAUAAUGCGUUCUAUAACAACGGAUUUAAAAUUGACUGAUACAAUUACACUGCCAAAAAAUAGUGGAGCUAUCAUUGGCAUAAUAGCAAUACAUCAUUCACCAAAAAUUUAUCCAAACCCAUAUAAAUUUGAUCCAAAUCGAUUUUUACCCGAAGAAAUUGCUAAAAGACAUCCGUAUUCAUUUUUACCGUUCAGUGGUGGGCCUAGAAAUUGUAUUGGAUUAAAAUAUGCUUAUCAAUCCAUGAAAUGUGUUUUAUCAACAAUUCUAAGAAGUUAUAGGAUUUAUUCAAAUGAAAAUAUUGAAACCAUUCCAUUAAAAUUGGAAAUAUUUAUGAAACCAGUGAAUGGUUACCAAAUUCGUAUUGAAAAAAGGCGUAAAUUAUAA
Molecule: messenger RNA, 1521 nt
Organism: Chrysoperla carnea
Lineage: Eukaryota; Metazoa; Arthropoda; Insecta; Neuroptera; Chrysopidae
Product: cytochrome P450 4C1-like
Exons: 8
Coding region: 1-1521 (506 amino acids)
Molecular function (GO): oxidoreductase activity, acting on paired donors, with incorporation or reduction of molecular oxygen; heme binding; monooxygenase activity
Source: RefSeq, a predicted model, not a curated record